Argentina anserina (silverweed cinquefoil) is the source of this 1242-nucleotide messenger RNA. Its product is annotated as ethylene-responsive transcription factor ERF062. The transcript has a single exon. The coding region runs from base 1 to 1173 and encodes 390 amino acids. NCBI's taxonomy places the organism in Eukaryota, Viridiplantae, Streptophyta, Magnoliopsida, Rosales, Rosaceae. The record is from RefSeq and is a predicted model, not a curated record. Gene Ontology annotation, molecular function: sequence-specific DNA binding; DNA-binding transcription factor activity. Gene Ontology annotation, cellular component: nucleus. Gene Ontology annotation, biological process: regulation of DNA-templated transcription.
AUGGAUGAUGAUUAUCCUGAGAAGGAAACCGUCAUCCCAAAGCAGCUGCCAUAUUUUUCAGGAAUGGCAACUAGUACUGGAUCAAUCUUUCUCGGUGAUCCGGCCGGUCGGGAAAUCGGUGGACUAAAAUCAUCAGUGUCACCAGAGUCUAGCACAUCUUCAUCAGCAGAUGAGGUUUCUGGUAACUCCACUUUGAUGAGUAACACAUAUCAAUUUGUACCUGUGAAUUUCCUUGAAACGUUUCCUAAAGCUCAUGUUUCUGAUCAGUCAUCUACAUCUCCAGCUUCCAUGCCUUCAAAGCCAUCAAAACUCCCAAAUUUAACUCUACUUUUGCAGGAACCAACAACCCUUUUAGAUCCAUCAUCAACCAAAAAGUGUGAUGAGUCCAUGUUGUCCUCUUUAACCCCUUCAUUUCCUAUACCUCACCUUGAGCAUUGUCAACAAGGGUUUGAUCAGUGGCUCAAAAUCAGUCAAACUCUAGCAAAUAAUCCAUCUAAAGGCUUCAAUGAUUACUGGCUACACGCGACGAAAACACAGCCAAUGAAAAACAGUGGAAGAUCAAGAUUUCAGAAUCAACAACGGAAGGAGGCAUCAGCACCAAUCCCAUCAUCAAAAGGAAAGCUAUAUAGAGGAGUGAGGCAACGGCAUUGGGGAAAAUGGGUGGCUGAAAUUAGAUUACCGAGAAACAGAACAAGGGUUUGGUUGGGGACCUUCGACACAGCUGAGGAGGCUGCAAGCGCUUAUGACACUGCUGCUUACAUGCUCCGCGGCGAGUAUGCUCAUUUGAACUUUCCAGAUUCAAAACAUCAACUCAAGGCCAAUGCUUUGGAUGGUAGUACACGCACCACAGCUGCCCUGCUUGAAGCCAAGUUACAAUUAGCAAUAUCACAACAGGCAAAUAAGAAGUCAUCGUCUUCAUCGUCACCACCAUCACCAAAAAAGAAGAAGCACUUAUCAGCCGAUGAUCGUGAUCAGAAGAGCUCAAUUAGUAAUUUGACUACCCAAAACCCAAAUACAAGAAAAGAGUGGCAGUUUGGAACUGAUCAGGUAAUAUUUGAAAACAAGAAGACCCAGGAUGUAAUAUCAUCAUCAGAUUUGGACGCUGUUCAGUUAAGUAGAAUGCCCUCGUUGGACAUGGACAUGAUAUGGGAAGCUCUUCUGGUAUCUGAUUAAUAUUUAACCAUACAUGAUGUGCUUAUUUCUCAAAAAGACGAUUCAUUUAUGUUCUUUACUUUCUUUGUG